Clunio marinus is the source of this 1891-nucleotide messenger RNA. NCBI's taxonomy places the organism in Eukaryota, Metazoa, Arthropoda, Insecta, Diptera, Chironomidae. The record is from the annotation of a GenBank genome assembly.
ACAGAUGUUCAUUUUGAUCAGAAAAUGUUAUCAGUUUAUUCAUAGUUAAAUUCCACCAGCAUGUCGUUCACUCGCCAAAUUCUAGUUUUCAUUGCCAUUUGGGCUUUGUUAAUUUAUAUUUUCAUUACAAAAUUGAAUGCUACUGGUGGAGAAAAUGAAUCUGAAGAUAUGCAAAAGUUAAAUCAAGCAAUUUCGAUGCUUGAGAGGUCGAAAUCAAUUGACAAUGAUUUGAAGCGGCUCCUUGACGAUUAUAAUAACGAUGCUGCAAGUAAUGAUGCCAAAGCUGAUUUACUCAAACAAAUACAUUUAAAGUUUCAAGAUAAUUUUGAGACUCAAGAUUCACUUCAAGAUUCAUCACAACAAAAUCAACGAACAGGAAUUCCAUCUCUUGAAUAUGAGCUACUUCGUCGGCGUAUAGGCACGAAUAUCCUUGAAUAUUGGAAUUAUAUGUCGUCAGAAGCUGAAAAACUUCAGAAAUUAUUAAGUAACGAAGUGGAAUCUCAUCAAUCGCAAAAGAUUUUAACUGAUUUUGUUCAGUUAUCGAGAGAGCAUAAAAGAUCUCUUUUAAAUGACUUUGAUCAAAUGACGAAGAAUGAUGGAUACGAAAAUUACCGUCACACGGAAGCAAAAGCAUUAUCAGAUCUUGUACAAAAAAGACUUUAUUACCUUCAAAAUCCAACAGAUUGUGCAACAGCCAAGAAAUUAGUGUGUAAAAUCAAUAAAGGCUGUGGAUGGGGAUGUCAACUGCACCAUAUGGUUUAUUGUUUCAUUAUGGCCUAUGCAACAGAAAGAACUUUAAUAUUGAAAUCAAAAGGCUGGCGAUAUCAUAAAGGAGGAUUUGAAGAAAUAUUUCAACCAGUUAGCAAAACUUGCUUAGAUGAACGUGGUGCAUCGAUGGGUGCUUGGCCUGCUAAUGAGAAUGUUCAAGUUCUAACAGUUCCAAUCAUUGAUUCCCUCAAUCCACGUCCAUCAUUUCUUCCACUAGCAAUUCCAGCUGAUUUAGCACCACGACUCACAAAACUUCAUGGCGAUCCGAUUGCCUGGUGGAUUGGACAAUUUGUUAAAUUCCUUUUGAAGCCUCAACCAGAAACCCAAGAAAUGCUUGAUAAUGGAAGGAAGAAGCUUGGAUUUAAAAAGCCAAUCGUUGGAGUUCACAUUAGACGAACUGAUAAAGUUGGGACUGAAGCAUCAUUUCAUAGUCUUGAUGAAUAUAUGCGUUCAGUAGAUGAAUAUUAUAAUCAACUAGAGAUGGUUCAAUAUGUGGAGAAGAGAAGAGUUUUCCUCGCCAGUGACGAUCCAAAAGUAAUUGACGAGGCAAGGAAAAAUUAUCCCCAUUACGAUGUAAUUGGUGAUCCAGAAAUUGCCAAAAUUGCUGCAGUUUCAACGAGAUACACAGACUCAUCUCUCAAUGGAAUUAUGUUAGAUAUCGAUCUACUCUCAAAGAGUGAUUUUCUUGUAUGUACAUUUAGUUCUCAAGUUUGUAGAGUAGCAUAUGAGAUUAUGCAGACAGUGUAUCCUGACGCCUACAAUAGAUUUAAAUCUUUAGAUGAUAUCUAUUACUAUGGAGGACAAAACAGUCAUAACGUGAUAAGUGUUCUCGAUCACAAACCCUCAACUCAUGAUCAAAUUCAAGUGAAAACUGGAGAUUUAAUUGGUAUUGCUGGAAAUCAUUGGAAUGGAUUUUCAAAAGGCAAAAAUUUGCGAACAAAUCAAAAUGGUCUGUUUCCAUCAUUUAAAGUGAACGACAAAGUGGAAGUUGCUAAUUUUCCAAAGUACAGUCAUGUUGAUGAAAUGUAAUUUCAACAAAUAAUUUUAAGAUUUUUUUUUAAUUUUUAAAUGAAAUAUGAAAUAAAAUGAUAUUUUUGUUUAAUUCUAUCAAUUUAUAACAAAU